Molecule: messenger RNA, 1512 nt
Organism: Aspergillus ibericus CBS 121593
Lineage: Eukaryota; Fungi; Ascomycota; Eurotiomycetes; Eurotiales; Aspergillaceae
Product: sugar porter family MFS transporter
Exons: 4
Coding region: 1-1512 (503 amino acids)
Biological process (GO): carbohydrate transport; transmembrane transport
Cellular component (GO): membrane
Molecular function (GO): carbohydrate:proton symporter activity
Source: RefSeq, a predicted model, not a curated record
AUGCCCUAUCUUCUCGUCACUCUCUGUUGCCUGUUCGCCACUCUAGGCUCCUUUCUAUUUGGUUACGACUCCGGAGUUAUCUCCUCCGUUAUCGACCAGGCCUCAUUCAAGCAUCGUUUCCACAAUCCUUCCGAUGCAGCGACAGGGGGCAUUGUUGCAUCGUAUAAUGGGGGUGCCAUCUUAGGCUCGGUCUUCGUCUCCUACCUCUCCGAUCCGUGGGGGAGGAGGCCUGUUCUCUUCACCGGCGGUCUGCUCGCUAGCUUAGGGGCCGCGCUGCAAGCUGGCGCUGUCAACGUGGCCAUGCUCAUUGCGGGCCGUUUAGUCGCUGGUCUUGCUGUUGGAUUGAUGUCAGCGAUCAUCCCGGUCUACUGUAGUGAGCUGUCCCCUCCCCGUAUCCGUGGCUUCUUGGGCUCAAUGCAGCAAUGGAUGAUCGGUCUCGGAGUUGUUGUCGCUCAAUGGGUGGGAUAUGGUUGCUCUCUUCGUACAGGGAACUUCACCUGGAGUUUCCCCUUGGCAUUCCAAGCAGUUCCCGCCAUCAUGCUUAGCUGUGGCGUCUGGUUUCUACCCGAAUCCCCUCGCUGGCUCAUUGAAAAGGGCGAUCCAGGUGCUGGCCGGGCUGUCUUAGAUCGCCUACACCAAGUCCCAGGACAGACUAAUGCUCAACUAGUCGACUCCGAGUUCACGCAGAUCUGCGACAGUAUUGCCGAGGAACAGCGUCUGGCCAUUCACUCCUGGCGUCAGCUUUUGUUCACACAGCCCAGUUGGCGUCAUCGUGUGCUGCUUGCCUGUGGCAUGCAAGCCUUCACGCAGUGCUCAGGCACAAAUGUGCUUCAGAACUAUAAUCCAGGCUUGUACCAAUCCUUGGGCUUGUCGCAGUCAACCUCGCUUAUCAUACAGGGCAUCUGGGGGGCAUUGGCCCAGUUUUGGAACACCGUCUUCAUCCUCUUCAUCGACCGCGUUGACCGUCGCAAGCUUCUCAUUCCGUCGUUGCUAGGCAUGGGCGCCACGAUGUGCGUGGAAGCCAUCUUGGGGCAGGUGUACAGUAAUUUUGAGGGCGCGGACUCAUCGAACCACCAUGCUGUCCGCGCCGCCAUUGCCAUGUUUUUCGUUUUUUCGCUCUUUUAUACCAGUCUGGGACUCAUCUCCUGGAUCUAUCAAUCCGAGAUUUUCCCCACUGCUAUCCGCGCCCGAGGCUCCUCUGUGGCGACUGCCACCAAUUGGAGCCUAAAUUUGAUAUUCGCUCAGUGUACGCCGAUUGCACAGUCACAAAUGCAAUUCAGAUAUUUCUAUUGUUUUGCGGCGUUCAACUGGGCUGCAGCAAUCAUUGUCUGGGCGGUGUACCCAGAGACUGCCGGCAAGUCACUCGAGGAAAUUGAAGGUAUUUUCACCAAAGAUCUUCUGGAGUCUGCUCAUGACGCAGAUCACCAUCAACCGACGCUGCCGAGCGCCGAUGCCAAGGGUACCUUGAUGGUCAUUAGCACACCAGAUAGCAGUUAUGCUUCAGAAAUUUGA